Molecule: messenger RNA, 5787 nt
Organism: Hippopotamus amphibius kiboko
Lineage: Eukaryota; Metazoa; Chordata; Mammalia; Artiodactyla; Hippopotamidae
Gene: NIF3L1
Product: NGG1 interacting factor 3 like 1
Exons: 11
Coding region: 735-1868 (377 amino acids)
Cellular component (GO): cytoplasm; mitochondrion
Source: RefSeq, a predicted model, not a curated record
UGAGGUGAUCGUCUACAAGCCAAGAUGAGGAGAUGGUCAUCUACAAGCCAAGGAGAAAGGCCUCAGAGUAAACAACCCUGCUCACACCUUGACCUCCCAACUUAGUCGCUAGAACUAUACAAGUUUGAAAGACCACACAAUAAAUUGUUAACUGAUGUCAUCUCUGGGGAAUGGAACUGAUUCUUUAAAAAAUAUUGGAUAAGAAGCGUGAUUCUGGUCAAGCUCUGUAACUGCCUUGCGCUCAGACGUAAAAUGGAAAGGACCACUUCCGCCUGGCUCCCCCGCCCCGCCCGCUUUCACGACGCCCGGAAGUUCGGCGCAGGACCGGAAGUAGCGCUGGCGGAGUCCGGGGACUGAAGAUAACUCGAAACCGGCGUGGUGGCCCGCUAGAGCUUCACUGUCGCUUGCCAGAUUUAGAAGAGUCGGGAGAGUGGAGUAUUAUCAGGACGUGGAAUCUGGAGAGUGGAAGUGUUAUAAGGACCCUUAGAAGAUCUUCCAAGACCCCAGGUUUGAGUGGUUUGUGGAGGCUCCACAUCACUCCAAACCACGUAUUGAGUAGUGAAUUGAAUAUUAAAUAUUUCUGAGUACAAAUAUUGAAAAAAAUUUGCUUUUGAAAUUAUCGAAUGUCUAGAAGCCUUACAGACUGUGUGGGCAGAGUGCCCUACAUCUUCACCUGUCCCACCUCUUAAUUCUGGCCUUUGUGUGGCAGAUAGUCAAUUUUACCUGACUUCUGCAUGUUGUCAUCUCGUGUACGCCUGGUCCCCACGACAGUCCGCCUAGUCCAUUCCGUGAUCUGUAGUUCUUCUCAUUCCUUCAUGGAUUUGAAGGCUCUCCUGUCCUGCUUGAAUGACUUUGCAUCCCUCUCAUUUGCUGAGAGUUGGGACAAUGUUGGGUUACUGGUGGAACCAAGCCCACCACACACCGUAAGCACGCUCUUCCUGACCAAUGACUUGACAGAGGAAGUGAUGGAGGAGGCGCUGCAGAAGAAGGCGGAUCUCAUUCUCUCCUACCAUCCACCUAUUUUCCGACCCAUGAAGCGCAUCACCUGGAAAACCUGGAAAGAGCGCCUAGUGAUCCGGGCGCUGGAGAACAGAGUCGGGAUCUACUCUCCCCACACAGCCUAUGACGCUGCUCCCCAGGGAGUCAACAACUGGCUGGCUAAAGGACUUGGAGUUUGCACCUCCAGGCCCAUCCAUCCUUCCAAAGCUCCUGACUACCCCACUGAGGGAACACACAGAGUAGAAUUCAGUGUUACCCACACCCAGGACCUGGACAAAGUCAUUUCUGCAGUGAAAGGAAUUGCAGGUGUAUCUGUCACUUCAUUUUCUGCUAGGACGGAUGAUGAGGAAGAAACACGGCUCAGUGUGAACUGCGCUCAGCAGGCUUUGCUGCAGGUGGUGGCUUUCCUUUCCCAGAACAGACAGUUUUAUCAGAAGACUGAAAUUCUGUCUCUGGAGAAGCCUCUGCUUCUACAUACUGGGAUGGGACGAUUAUGCACACUGGAUGAGUCUGUCUCCUUGGCAACCAUGAUUGAGCGAAUCAAAAGACACCUAAAACUGUCUCAUGUUCGCCUUGCUCUUGGAGUAGGGAAGACCUUAGAGUCCCCAGUCAAAGUAGUGGCCCUGUGUGCUGGUUCUGGGAGCAGUGUCCUUCAGGGGACAGAGGCCGACCUUUACCUCACAGGUGAGAUGUCCCAUCAUGAUGUUCUGGAUGCUGCCUCCCAAGGAAUAAAUGUCAUCCUCUGUGAACAUAGCAACACUGAACGAGGCUUUCUCUCUGAUCUUCGAGAUAUGCUGGGUGCUCACUUGGAGAAUAAGAUUAAUAUUAUCCUGUCAGAAAGAGACAGGGACCCUCUUCACGUGGUAUAAUGCAUGCAGGAACAACCAGAUGACAGUCUACACAUCCAGUGGCUCCCAGCUCAAACGCAUAACAUGUAUCAGUGGAGUUGGUAUCCUUCUGAAAGAAUGUCUUAGAAGGUACAUUAUCAUUGCUGGUUUCUUAAUCUGCUUCACCAGAUGUUCUCUAGGUGAUAAGGUUAAAAACUGUAAUGUAAUUACCAUUAAAGAACAAAUAUUAUAAAUAGCAAUUUAAAGAAUAUAUUGUCUAAUAUAUAUUCAUUAUAAACUCUAGGAAAGAUGGACUAAACCUGUUUACUUAACAUUCUUGGGAAAUAGCUCAGGUAAUCAUCUCCUUGGCUUACUUAUAGAUGGGAUGUGUCAUUCUAGAGCUCUCUGUCCUUCAUUAUUUUAAAAAUAUACUUUUCCAAAAAAAUAUAUAUGUGCAUAUAUUUAUACAUACUUUAAAAACUUGGGAUUGAAACACCUAUAUCUAGGUAGUAGCCUCUGGAGGGUGAUAAGGUCUGUCUAUAUGUUCCUGUUCCUAGAUCACUAAUCUCCCACCUAAAUUUCAGAAUCAAGAAUCAGGAUGAGUGGGAGGUUUUUUAUUUUUGGCUGCACUGCUUGGCGUGCAUGAUCUUAGUUCCUCGAUCAGGGAUCGAACCAGUACCCCCUAUAGUGGAAGCACGAAGUCUUAACCACUGGACCUCUGGGGAAGUUCCUCAGGAUGAGUUUUAUUUUUUGUUUUAAAUAUACAUGAUGAUUUUUCAUGUAAUUAUUGCUUUAUUGCUUUUUAGGUAAUUCACCUGUAAUUUUAUUGGUAAUAGGUAAAGAUGGCUAACUUUCAAAAUAAUACUAGUUUUUACUUAUACAGUAUUAAUUUUGUGCCAGGCACUCCACUAGGUGCUUUGUAAACACUUUCAAUCCUUUAUAAACAAGCAUAUAGGUAUUGUUACUCCCAUUUUACAGAAUGAGAAAACUGAAACAGAGGUUAAGUAGUUUGCCCAAGGCCACAUAGCUAGGAAGUGAUGGAGUUAAGACACAAACUCAGGCAGCCUGGCUCCAGAGCCUACGUGCUUAACUACAGCGUAUCUUAAUACAUUGAUGACAGAACUGAUCUAAGAGGUGUGGAAGAAAUCCUGAAGGGGGAAAAAAUCCAUUUUAACUGUGAUUUUCUCUGGGUGGUAUGAUGAGAGGUUUUUCUUUUGAAUGCUUUUAUACGUAUUUCCAAUUUCUCAACUGAGUAUGUUACUGUGGUAGUGGCAAAAGCAAAUCUUUUAAAAUACUCUUUGUCUAAGAGGAGAAAGCAUAGAAUUUUCUAUUUCUUUUGUAGGAUCCUUUUCCUACCAAUCUUUUAUUUCCUGGAGGAUUUGGGAUCCUAACUUAUAAAUUAUUUUUGGUAGUUCACCUGUAAUACUGAUUCACUACAGAAACAGCCAAUAGGAGUGAGCCUUAUGAAAUGCCCCCCAGUUUGAGUUGGAGGUGGGAAAAUAGCUAAGUGUCAAAAGCCAAUAAAUAGAAAGCUUCAAUGAGAUGGUCAACUCUGUCCAACUAGAGAGAACGAGAUAGCAGCUUUGAGAGACUAUCUUAAUGGUAUUUGCUUCGUUCCUUCAUUCAUUCUUUGCUUUCUGUGUGCUAGACCCAUAGAGACAUGGGGAGGGUAGGACAGAAAGUUGGAUGACGGUUACAAUAAACUCUUAAGAACUAUGAUAACGAUAUGCAUAGGGUUUAUCGGGAAGGUCUUCCAGGGAAAGGGGGUAGAAUUCGGUCAGAAGGGACAGCUUGAACAAAUGCACUAAGUAGAGAAACAGCCCAGCACAGUGACAAAGCCCAAGUAAUUCAUCAUUGUCAGGGGGGACCAAGAAGGGGUACAGGUAUGGUCAGAGGUGACGGUGAGGAAACAGCCUGAGGCCAGGAGCUCUCAAACCCUUUUCUCUUUACAGCACACUUAGGUGUGAUGUGAUUUCAUCUGUAAUAGUGACUCACCAUGGCAAUAAGGAUCUCAUGAAGUAAUUUUAUGUUAAAUCCAGUUUCUUUACUGGCAUGCUAGCAUUUCUAAAUAACUAAAAAUACCCCCAAACACAUCCUGUGCAAGAUUUAUUUUUAGUUUUUAGUUUUUUCUUCCUAUGCAGUUUCUAAAAAAUAAGUACCACUCAAGAUUAUUUACUUCAGCUGUCAAAUUUCCUGAACCGUUAACCUCAACUUGUUGAUUGCUUAGUUGUAUAUAUCAUUGCUUUUCAAACUUUCAUGUGCACCAGAACAUCUAGAGAUUUAGUUAAAAUACAGAUUGAUUCAGAUGCUUGAGUAAGGGCACAAGCAUUUUCUUAAGCUCCCAAGAGAUGCUAAUGCUGCUAUUUUGAGGACCACAUUUUGGGUAGCAGAAGCAAAGAUGCUGAAGUAUUUUUUAUUUUUUUUAAUAAACUUUAUUUUAUUGGCUGCAUUGGGUCUUCGUUGCUGCGCGUGGGCUUUCUCUAGUUGUGGUGAGCGGGGGCUACUCUUCGUUGAGGUGUUCAGGCUUCUCAUUGGUGUGGCUUCUCUUGUUUUGGAGCACAGGCUCUAGGCGUGUGGGCUUCAGUAGUUGCGGCGCAUGGGCUCAAGAGUUGUGGCUCGCGGGCUCUAGAGCACAGGCUCAGUAGUUGUGGCACAUGGGCUUAGCUGCUUCAUGGCAUGUGCGAUCUUCCCAGACCAGGGCUCGAACCCGUGUCCUCUGCAUUGGCAGGCGGAUUCUUAACCACUGCACCACCAGGGAAGCGCCAAUGCUUAAGUAUUUAAGUGACCUAAAUACUUCAGAAGAGUUGAGGCCCAAGUGAUAUAUGCCAAAAUAAUGAAAAUUUGGUAGUGUUUUGUUAUACUCAUGCUUAAAGUUAUAUUUUCCAUAGCACUAGUUAUUUCAGAUUUACUUUAUUCAACACAUUAAUGAUACUGUAAUUUUUAAUGCUGUUAAAACCCCACCAGAUAUUUCACAUCACAUCUUCAUAUUCUCACAACUGCCUAGCACAGAGCCUUCUACAUAGUAAGUUCUCAACAAACAUGAAUUAACAUGGCUUAACAGCAGUUUGAAAAAUUAAAGUGUGGGAGACUCUCCCAAGGGAGAAAUCAAAUAAAUUGCAAACAGCCCAAGAAAGUCAUUUACAUGACUAUUUAUCCCUUGGCUUUUAGGAGACACACAAUCUGUGGUGAGGCAGACUCUCAUGACUCACUGACGUCUCUGACAGCUACUCAGGACUAAGCUGGAAGAGUCACCUCACCUCCUAGAAUGUAGGAAAACACAUUCUGAAAGUGCUACUAGCUCCAGGUUUGAAUUGGCUGGUGGGGGAGGUACAGUUGACCCUUGAACAACAUGGGGUUAGGGGUGCUGACCUUCUGCAUAGUAAAAAAUCCAAGUAUAACACAGCUAGCUCUUCCUAUGUAUGCUCAGUUUCUCUUUAUAAUCUGAGGGUUCAAGCAACCAUGUAGUACUGUAGUAUUUCAUAUUGGAAAAAAUCUGCGUAUAAGUGGACCCAUGCAAUUUGAACCUGUGUUGUUCAAGGGUCAACUGUAGACUUCUAAAGUUUUGUUAGUAAUUUUUUUUAUGUUAAGCAAAAUCUAUGCACCAUCCCUCAAACUUACUGAUUUUUUUAUGAAUGAAAUGUUCACAUAUUAAAAUGACAAACAUGAUGUCACAAGAAAAUUCAGUUUCUGGAGUAUCACAAGAACUCCUUGCCUAAGGAAUUCAGUUUGUAGAGUGUAAAUAUUUGUCCUGCAUCCCCUGUGCCUUUUUUGGCCUAUUUUAGCCAUUUUACUAAGAGAAGCCAGAAAAAUCUUUCAGGGUUUCCGGUCUGCAAUCUUGCCAAAAGCAAGUAACAGGCGAAGUUUGGAGCCUUAGCUGUCAGACUGGUAGAACUUAAGUAGCACUGAUGUUGAAACAAGUUAGUGAAGAACAUAUAAUUCUGCCAAGAUCACCACCAGAACU